AUGAAGAUGUUGGAAGAAGGUCAAAAUCAAAAGGAGGAAGAGGAUGGAAUUAGUGGGUUGCCUGAUUGUUUGCUUCUUGAAAUCCUCUCUCGUUUACCCUCCACAAAAGAUGCCAUUAGAACAGGGACACUCUCUAAGCGAUGGGCACAUCUUUGGACUUGGGUACCUACUCUUAUUUUUGCACAUUACAAUCAUCCCUAUCCCUGGUCCAGUUGUAAGUGCUUACGAAAGCCUAACUCAAUUUACGACUUCGCUCGAUCGGUGGAGAAAACCCUAACUCAAUGUUGCCAUUUGAAGCUCAAGAAAUUCGAACUGCGAACCCAUUAUGAUAUUCGAUUUAAAUCUCUGUUCAAGAAUUGGAUUCGUCAUGCCAUAAGUUGUAACGUUGAAGAGCUUAACUUGGAGUUUAUGUAUCCGGAUGAGUUUUGGUUAGAUGAAUUUAUUUUCAUCAAUUCUUGUUUUACUGAUCUGAAAUUAGCAGGCUGCAAGUUGAAUCCAAGUGGGGCGAUUAGUUGGAAAAAUCUUAAGAGUUUGUAUAUUUCUUAUAUGAAAUUAGAUGAAGACUUGAUUGUAAAUAUAUUAUCUGGAAGUCCUCUAUUGGAAACUUUGGUGUUGGUAGAUUUAGAUGAUUAUACGGGGAUAUAUACUACUUCAGAUGAUGAAUCUGAAGCCAAUAUCAUGAAAAGCAACGCUUCUAAUAGUUUAUCACUAACUCAAUGUCCCCAACCGAAGCUCAAGAAAUUCAAAUUGAUCAUGCUCUACGAUAUUGAAUUUCUACUCGAAGGGUUUAUACCAAACUUCAAUAUUCCUCUACGAAUCCGGUUAUACAAAACCAUAAUUUUCGCCCAAAAAAAUCAUUCGUAUUUGCAAAUUGAAAAAGAAGAAUUGAUGGUUUAUUAUUGGAGAUCGGAUACCAUUAAAUUGGAGAUAUUGUACUACGGAUUUUUCUGUUAUGAUGGUUUUACAAAGAUUAAAUGGCUGGUAAAGCAAUAUAAAGAUGGUCGAAGGCUUCAUACCGAAAUUCAGCAAUCAGAUACAAUUUCUUGUGGGUUUUGCGCUGGUGUUUGA
This is a messenger RNA of Lactuca sativa (garden lettuce), 1068 nucleotides long. The record is from RefSeq and is a predicted model, not a curated record. NCBI's taxonomy places the organism in Eukaryota, Viridiplantae, Streptophyta, Magnoliopsida, Asterales, Asteraceae.